Molecule: messenger RNA, 2527 nt
Organism: Xenopus laevis (African clawed frog)
Lineage: Eukaryota; Metazoa; Chordata; Amphibia; Anura; Pipidae
Gene: stk33.S
Product: serine/threonine kinase 33 S homeolog
Exons: 14
Coding region: 238-1719 (493 amino acids)
Biological process (GO): spermatogenesis
Cellular component (GO): perinuclear region of cytoplasm
Molecular function (GO): kinase activity; ATP binding; protein kinase activity
Source: RefSeq, a predicted model, not a curated record
AUCCUCAUCCAAUUAAGAGAGGGGGGAGGGCAAUAGGAGCUUUUCCCCAAGUCUCCACCCCCCUAUUCAGUUGCUAACUGCCAGGCAAACAGCGCUCAGCAUGGAGAAAUGCAGCAGCAAAAUGCUUUGAAAAAAAGAAUCCUGCGGCUCCCUUCCUGUCCCUUCAGCCCCUGUGAAACCCAAAUUGCCAACGGGAACCAUGGAAAGCGCCAGUCAGUCCUAACAUAGAACCCAGAGAUGCUGCAGACAGAAGGGAGAGACACCGGUAGGAAAAUGCCGUCCCAGUGGUCCCGUGACAACAGCGCUGAGAGCAAAGUUCCACAUACGCGAAUGGACGAUGAAGCUGCCAUACAGCAAAUCUACACGUUUGGGAAAAAAUUGGGCCAAGGAAGCUUCGGGGUUGUGAUUGAAGCCACCCACAAGGAAACCAACACCAAAUGGGCUAUGAAAAAAGUAAAUCGAGAAAAGGCUGGCAGUUCAGCAGUGAAGCUCCUGGAGAGAGAAGUUUCAAUUCUGAAGGGAGUUAAGCAUGAACACAUCAUUCACCUGGAGGAAGUAUUUGAAACUCCCAAGCGCAUGUAUCUGGUAACCGAGCUCUGCGAAGGGGGAGAACUCAGAGAAAUUCUGCACCGGAAAAAACAUCUCUCCGAAGCAGAAACCAGACAUGUCAUACGCAGCCUCGGCUGUGCCAUAGCCUACCUGCACAAGAAAGGAAUCGUACACAGGGAUUUAAAGCUGGAGAAUAUUUUAGUGAAGAGCAUUGAUGGGGCAGACAAUAAGGAAAUGAUCCUGAAUAUAAAGGUGACGGAUUUCGGCUUAUCGGUGCAGAAAGGGGGUGUUGGCAGUGAAAAUAUGUUACAGUCCACCUGCGGGACCCCUAUAUACAUGGCCCCAGAAGUUAUCAACGAUCAUGAUUAUAGCCAUCAGUGUGACAUCUGGAGCACGGGGGUCAUCAUGUACAUGCUGUUAUCCGGGAAUCCGCCCUUUAUGGGCAGCUCUGAGGAGAAGCUCUUUGAGCACAUAAAGAGGGGGGAGCUGAACUUUUCGGACACCGUGUGGCAGAGCAUUAGCGAUGCCGCAAAAGAUGUGUUACAGCGCCUCUUGAAGGUGGACCCGGCACACAGGAUCACUGCGAAUGAACUGCUCGACAAUCCUUGGAUCACGGGUGAGACCACCCUUGUUCAGAGACCAACCAACGUCUUGGAGUUGAUGAAUGAGUGGAAGAACCUUGACGCAGAUGAGCUCAAUCGCUUGGAUGAGAAUUCGAAUGGCUUGUUUUUAGUUCACCUCCCUGACAUCCCCUCGGCGGAAGAAAGGGCCAGUCCUGCUAGUAGUAACGGGACCUCUGAAUUGGGUCUGGACACUGAGACAGAUAGCAGUAGCAGCAAGCCGUCCACUCCAACAAAUCAGGUAAACAAGAAAAAAGCUGUUUCUUCUUCUCUAACCAGCAGAACCAUUAAAAAGAAAAGUUCCACUCUCAAGCCUGCCAACUCUCCCUCAACAAAUGGAACCAUAUCGCCAUGCUCUAAUCCAAGAAGGACCCCAGAAAACCAAGAGAACCCAGUAGGAUCUCUCUCCCGGUCAUUCAGACGAGCAUCAGGCAGUGGGAAAAAUGAGUCUGGCAAAAUGAAUGUAUCCACAAACAAAGUACUGGGCCCGAAGCUGACCCCCAGAGUUUCCCCGACCCCCAGAACUGUUGGAAUAAAGAAGGCUUCCUAGUGAAAAAGCCUUGCACGCCAGCUCACAUGUGGGAUUUGUAUUUGUGCCAAAACAAAGAGGAUUGGACAGGGGAAGGAUCCCCUAGAUAUUCCCCGUAAACUUCUCAGCUAAGUGUUAACCAAUGACUUAAAUAUUCCUACUGAAACCAUUGUUUGGGCACAGAACUUCCAAAAGCAUGUUGCAAGGGUGGUCUUGUUCUGUGAUCAGUAUAGGACUAGGGUGGUGGGGACAUAGUGCCAACAAAUCCUGUUCUUUCUCGAUGCAUUCCCAUUUUCUCUACUGUUUUGUAUCUCCCUUCUCCUGUAAUUUGUCGCUCUACUCCCUAACCCCCUUUCCCUUCUCUCUUUUUGUCUCUCAUCCCCUCUCCUUUCCUUUUCUAUUCUCCCCCAACUAUUUGGCUUUACUCUCCCCCAUCAUCCCUCUUCUCUCCCAUACAGUUGUUGACUAUCCUACUGGUUCCCCAGGGUGGUGGACCCUCCCAAAUAAGUAGAAGAUGGGCCCCAAAUAGAAACCCAAUCAGAAUAUAACACACCUGCCCAUGACCAAACUUAUCUGUACCCCACAAGCUCCAAGUCUAUUUCUUUGUGGUUUCUGCCCUUGGUCAUCAUGUAUGUGGGGUCUAGUUAGGAGCACAAGGGUCAAUGACACUAAUACUAGUAGUUUAAUGCCUGACCAAGGUUGAUGGACUUGUCUUUUUUCAGCCUUAACUACUACAUUUUUCUACAAGUGCACAAGUAACGGCCCCUGGUCGUGCAAUACAUUAUCUGAAACGGGUGACUGACCUUCUGCCUGUCCAUGUGCCUUCCAG